Ostrinia furnacalis (Asian corn borer) is the source of this 1250-nucleotide messenger RNA. RefSeq names its product gustatory receptor for sugar taste 64f-like. The record is from RefSeq and is a predicted model, not a curated record. Gene Ontology annotation, molecular function: taste receptor activity. The coding region runs from base 1 to 951 and encodes 316 amino acids. Gene Ontology annotation, biological process: detection of chemical stimulus involved in sensory perception of taste; sensory perception of chemical stimulus. Gene Ontology annotation, cellular component: membrane. Lineage: Eukaryota; Metazoa; Arthropoda; Insecta; Lepidoptera; Crambidae. The transcript has 8 exons.
AUGACGACUAUUGUGUUCAUCCAGAUGGCCUCAAAUUGGUCAUCACUGAUGAAGAAAAUAGUCAACUCUUCAUUGGACAAGUAUAUCGAUGUGACUGUGCAGAGAAGGUGUUAUAUCACUACCAUGAUCAUGCUAGCUUUGGCUAUAUGCGAAAAUCUUCUAUCUCAGAACACAAAAAUAAUGAAUGUCAUCUACUGUUCGGCUGACAACGUAUCCAUAUACGAAACGUUUAUUGAAGUUUCGUUCCCGUGGUUCAAAGAACUGAACUGGACCGUUCCUAUACCUGCUGGAAUUUUAUUGCUAUUUUUCAACGUCACUGCAACUCUAAACUGGAGCUAUUCCGACAUCUUCAUAAUCUGCAUCAGUUUGUAUUUGGCAUCAAUUUUGAAGAAAAUCAACGAAACUAUGGCUCAAGUGGAUCUAAGGUUCUACCACCCGACCUUCUGGUCCAACAUUCGCGAGGACUACACACGGGCGACGCAGCUGAUCGCGACUUUUGACGACAAUAUCAGCGGUCUGAUGCUCAUAUCGUUUGCCAGUAACCUGUUCUUCAUUUGCCUUCAACUGUUCCAUAUUUUGUCGCAUGGAUUGCAAGAGAAAACCGGGAACAAAGCGGACCCAUGCGUUGCUAAUGAAAAAGUGUACAGCUACCUCAUGUACUUCCUCUUCUCCUUGACAUUCGUGCUUGGCCGGUUCCUAGCGGUGUCGAUGGUGGCAGCCAGCGUCAAUACUGCCUCUAAAGCACCAGGGCCGAUAUUGUAUGGUGUACCGGCUCAUGCGUAUUGUAAUGAGGUACAAAGAUUUAUCGAACAAGUACACGGGGGCAAUGUAGCGCUAAGUGGCCUUCAGUUCUUUUACGUUACCAAAGGACUUGUCCUAACAGUGGCUGGUACGAUUGUGACCUACGAAUUGGUGUUGCUACAGUUCAACGGGGAAGACGCAAAUAGUUAAAAAAACAUAAGUUAUGUAUCUUUAGGCUGAGUUGCACCUUCUAACUUUAACGGUAACUAUAACUAUAUCCCGUGAUUUUUAUACGGAGUUAGACAGAUUUUUGACGAUUGUUAAGGUAAAAGUAGGAUGGUGCAACCCAGCCUUAGUCUAUUCUUGAUUUUUAAAAUAAGUAUUUAUUUUAAUUAAGUAUUUUGCUUAAUUUAUUCUACGCUACAUUUUUGCUUCAAAAAUAAUGGCAGAAUGUAAUUUAGUAAGUUUUCAUCUUAUGUUUUUCUCUAAGGUGUUAAAGUGUGUUAAUA